This is a messenger RNA of Perkinsus marinus ATCC 50983, 321 nucleotides long. RefSeq lists its product as hypothetical. The record is from RefSeq and is a predicted model, not a curated record. Bases 1 to 321 code for a protein of 106 amino acids. Lineage: Eukaryota; Perkinsozoa; Perkinsida; Perkinsidae. The transcript has 6 exons.
AUGGAAAAAAUCUCUGGUCAAACCAAGUGCUUAGAGAAAGAGCUCGGGACUCAGGAAACGACCAUCCGAGAUUAUAAUGAGGAGCUCAAUGUGGCUGAGGAAGCAGCGAGAGUGGCCCUGGUCGAGAGCAUCGGCUUGCAGAGGAAACUUUUCAUGGGUCCUCCUCCUAGUAGUCGAUCGACUCUUUAUGACCGAAGCAUGGAGAGCUGCAAUUCUUCGGUCUAUUCCCAAGGUCCCCCGGUCAAGACCCCUCCCAAAGUUACCUCUGGCCAGCCAGAUGCUGAUGAUGAGUUUUGGGCGGCAAGGCAGACGAAGCGGUAG